Molecule: messenger RNA, 2613 nt
Organism: Pungitius pungitius (ninespine stickleback)
Lineage: Eukaryota; Metazoa; Chordata; Actinopteri; Perciformes; Gasterosteidae
Gene: ankzf1
Product: ankyrin repeat and zinc finger peptidyl tRNA hydrolase 1
Exons: 16
Coding region: 107-2344 (745 amino acids)
Molecular function (GO): protein binding
Source: RefSeq, a predicted model, not a curated record
GUCUCGUUCUCGCUUCUCCUAAUUUGGUCCCUUCUGGAUUUCCGUAGUUGUGUCAUGGGGCGAGCGAAGUAACACAACAUUAGCACUGCUUUUUUUAAACAUUUUUAUGGUCAAAGCGGUUCACGACAUGACGUCAGGAGCCGAGUACCGCUCCAUCUUCCACCUGUGCCCCAACGAUGAGGCUCUGAACGGCCUGAGGGAGGUCAAGUCCUUCCUGAGGCCGGCUGUAAACACCGACCCUGCACCACACCCAGAGUCGGAUGAGCAAUCCCCAGAGGAUGACAGGCGUCGGGAGUCCAGCCUGGUCAGAGAGGUCUCCGACAAGAUGCUCUGCACCGCCUGCAAAAGCUCUUUUGUUAGUCGUGAGGAACAGACGGAGCACUACAAGCUGGACUGGCAUCGUUUCAACCUGAGACUAAAGAUUUCGGGAAUGCCGCCGGUCACAGCUGAGGAGUUUGAAAGGAAGACCGGAGCUGGAGACAUGUCCAGUAUCUCGGGCUCUGAGUCGGAUUCGGAGGAAGACGACUCGGACAGUGAGAGCGGGGGAACAAGCAGCAACGUCCCCGGCACUGACCGCGAGAGCUCAGCCGAGCGCAGUUUCCUCACCGGGCGGCAUUGCAACAAAGUGGUUUUUCAGAACUCAGCCGAACAAUUUCUGUCGGUGUACCGCUGCAUCCUUCGGGGACAGCCGGAUGAUGAGCAAGAAGCAGCAUCGUCCCUGAGAGCCAUAAGUCAGCAGACGGUGUGGGUCAUUCUCAUGACAGGUGGAGGCCACUUUGCUGGCGCUGUAUUCCAAGGAAAAGAAGUCCUUCAGCACAAGACCUUCCAUCGAUACACCGUGCGAGCGAAGCGGGGCACCGCUCAAGGACUCCGAGACUCUCAGAACCGCGGCCACGCGCCCAAGUCCGCUGGAGCUGCUCUGAGGCGAUACAACGAGGGAGCGCUAGUGAAGGACAUUCAGGAUCUUCUGGCCAGCUGGGCUGAACACUUGAAGGAAGCCUCGGCCAUAUUUGUACGAGCCCCGAGCUACAAUAGAAGCAUAUUUUUCGGCGGUCGCGCAGCUCCGUUUGAAAAAAAAGACGGGAGGAUCCACGCCAUCCCCUUUCCCACGCGCAGGGCGACCUUUCGGGAGGCACGGCGGGUACACGAGGUGCUUUCCACCGUCCACGUAUACGGGAAAGACACGGACAUGUCUGCGGUCUUCGCUCCAUCCAAGAAGGCCUGGAAGAAAUCUGUCAAACCCACGACACCAAUAGAUACAGAUCAAGACAAAGCAGAUAAAGAUCCCAAAAGCUCUGGUGAAGAAGAAGUCAGAGACAUCCAGCUGGAGAUGGUGGAGCUGACAAUUGGAACGCUCAACCUCAGGGAGUUUGAAAUCUAUCCCCCCAGGCACAGGAAGAGGAGGAGGAGAAAGAAGAAGAAGGAGGAGGAGGAGGAGGAAUCCGAACUGCAAACCGACGAAUUGAGUCAAACGGGAGCAGGCGACGAUGAAGAAGAAGUGCUCGAGGCUACAACAGAAGAAGAAGCCCCUGAAGAGACCCAAUCCAAGCACAAGAGGAAGAAGAAAGCCCCGAGCAAGAAGCAACCAGAAGUGCCUCUAGAAGCUGUCGGCGAGUCGCUCGAGUACGGCCUGAGGGACAAAGUGUUCACGGCCUGCAAGGUCGGGGACGUGGACGCUCUGCGCGGCCUCCUUCGGGCGCCCGGAGGAGCGCCGCAGAGUCCCGAGCGGGCGGAGAGCGCCGAGUCCUCUGCCGCCCCGAGUCCUCUGCCGCUCCUCAACAAGCCCAUCGACUCGUCGGGCUUCACCUUGCUGCACGUUGCCUCGGCUGCUGCACAAAAGGUUGUGGUCAGGCUGCUCCUGGACGAAGGGGCAGACCCAGCUUGCAGGGACGACAAAGGGCAGACGCCGUAUGUAGUCUGCCCCGACAAAGAGACGAGGAAUGUCUUCCGUAAAUACAUGGCGGAGAAUCCUGACAAAUAUGACUACAUCAAGGCACAGGUCCCUGGGCCCCUGACGGCAGAGAUUGAAUCCAAAAAGAUGGAGAAGAAAAAGGCCCAAAAAGCUUUGAAAAGACAGCGUGAAAAAGAGCAGAAAGAGGAAAAGAGGAAACGAGAGUUGGAGGAAGAGGAAAAGAAGAAGUUUGCAUCUCUGACUGAUCGUGAAAAAAGAGCUCUGGCUGCAGAGAGGAGGUUAGCAGAGCAAGUAGCUAAUGUCAAGAGGUGCUGGAUGUGUGGAGAGUCCUUGCUCGGGAAGAUCCCCUUUCAGUACCUGGAGUAUUCCUUCUGCACCCCUCGCUGUGUCCAAGCGCAUCGAAAAGCCCACGUUCCCCCAGGUCUGACCUGACACCCAACAAUAAGACUUUGACAAAAUGGACAAAGGGAAAUGCAAAGGAGAAGAAAAAGGAAACAGGAGGCAAGGUUUUGUCUUCACCUUUUAGAUUAUGAUUUCCUUUGAUAACAACUAGGAAUAAUGAAAGAAAAUCCUCUUGUGGAUUGAAGGAAGCUACCUCAUUUAUAACUGAAAUUGGGGAGCCUUUAUGAAGUCUUAAUAUGGAUGUAUGUCUUGCCAAUGUGCUGGUUUCAAUUCAACUCAAAACAAGGAUUUAAAAUUGU